AUGGCGGCGUCCGUACGAGUGUGCUGUGCCCUCCGGAUUACUCUCGGGGGGGCCCUUCCUCGUCCCCUCACAGGAGCCCUGCAGACAGUCCCACUGUGUCUGCAGCCCGCACCUCCCACCAGACACCCCCCGACAUGGACACAGAUCAGACAUGGCAGCUUCUUCAACAAGUUGACAGCGGAGGAGUUGUGGAGAGGUGUGCUGGCUGAGACUGGAGCAGGAGCAAGAAAAGGCAGAGGGAAGAGAACCAAACGGAAAAUGAAGAGAGACUUAAACCGUGGGCAGAACCUCGGAGAAGGUCGUGGUGGUUUCCUGUGGCCUGGCCUGAAUGCUCCAGUUGUGAAGGACGGCUCUGUUCAAAAUAUGUCCCAGCGAGGUGAAGCUGAGCAGCAGGCGCUUCAAGCAGAGAUAGCUCGACAGAGAGAUGAGUGGGAGAAAAGGAGGAAGUUAAAAGUGAAGAAGGAGCGAGGAUGGACCGGCUCAUCUUGGGGAGGAAUCAGUCUGGGACCUCCUGAUCCCGGUCCAAAUGGAGAAACAUAUGAAGACUUUGAUUCCCGUGUCAUUGAGGUGAAAAGCGUCUUCAACAUGACGGCCAAAGUGGGCAGGAAGAGGUCUAUCAGCUGUUUGGUCGCCGUCGGAAACGGCAACGGAGCUGCAGGUUUUGCUGUGGGGAAAGCGGCAGAUAGAAAUACAGCUCUCAGAAAAGCCAAAAACAGAGCCGUCCACUUCUUGUACUACAUCGAACGAUUCAACAACCACACAAUUUAUCAUGACAUUGAAUCCAAGUUCAAAAGGACAAAGCUCCGCAUGAAGAAGCAAAACAAAGGCUACGGUCUGCACUGUCACCGAGCCGUCAUCACACUGUGUCGGCUGAUCGGCGUUGAGGACAUGUACUGCAAAGUAGAAGGAUCUGUCAAUCUGCUCAACAUCACCAGGGCUCUGUUCACUGGAUUAGCCAAUCAGGAAACUCACCAGAUUCUUGCAGACAAGAAACAGCUGCAUGUGGUGGAGUUCAAGUCGGAGCGUGGGCCGCUGCCCCUUGUGGUGGCCAGCCCCACCACAGGAGUGCGAGAAGAGCCCGAGCCGGAGGACGAGGUUCCCAACACCAAACUGCACUGGGGCGACGUGAGGGCCGCACAGGGCAUGAAGCGCUCCAACUGGGCCACCGUGAAACGCACCAUCUGGUAG
This is a messenger RNA of Knipowitschia caucasica, 1188 nucleotides long. Lineage: Eukaryota; Metazoa; Chordata; Actinopteri; Gobiiformes; Gobiidae. The record is from the annotation of a GenBank genome assembly.